AUGGAGACGGACGAUCAGGAGGGGAUCAACCCCGAGGCUGCCGAGCUCGUGUUUGAGCGCACCGCGCUGCUCAAGUGGCUGCUGGCGCGCGUGCGGCGGCGCGCCAGUGACAGCAACCGCCUGUACGCCUCGGAGCUGCUCGCCAUCCUCGUGCAGGGGCGCGAGGCCAACCAGCGGCGGCUGGGGGCCGCGGACGGCAUUGACGCCGUGCUGCUGUCCAUCAGCCCCUACAAGAGCAGGGACCCGCAGGAUGCUGAGGAGCAGGAGUACCUUGAGAACCUGUUUGACGCCCUCUGCUCCUGCCUCAUGCUGCCAGAAAACAGGAUCGCAUUCGUGGCCGCAGAGGGUGUUGAGCUGAUGUUCCUGCUGCUCAAGGCUAAGAAGGCCUCGCGAUACGGCGCCAUCAAGGCCUUGGACUUCGCCUGCACCCUGCUGGUGGAGGUGGGCGGCCUGGCCCCGCUUUUUGCCCUGUUCAUGGGGAGGACCAAGGUCAAGGGCCCGAAGGGCGAUAAGGCGGGCAAGGACGUGGCGCGGGAGAUGGAGGAGCGAUCCGUCAGCCUCAUCAGCAGCCUGCUGCAGCACGUGACCAAGGCGGGCCUGCGGGACCGCGUGGCGGCCAAGUUUGUGGAGUCUGAGUUUGAGAAGGCCGACAUGCUGGUCGAGGUCAUGUUCAGGUACGAGGAGCGCGUGGCUGCGGUGGAGGCGCGCCUGGCGCCCCAGUUUGAGGCCGGGGAGCUGGACGAGGGGGACGUGGUGUCAGAGCAGCUGGAGGCGGGGCUGUUCACGCUGCAGGGGCAUUAG
This is a messenger RNA of Monoraphidium neglectum, 801 nucleotides long. RefSeq names its product Beta-catenin-like protein 1. Bases 1 to 801 code for a protein of 266 amino acids. The transcript has 10 exons. NCBI's taxonomy places the organism in Eukaryota, Viridiplantae, Chlorophyta, Chlorophyceae, Sphaeropleales, Selenastraceae. Gene Ontology annotation, cellular component: spliceosomal complex. The record is from RefSeq and is a predicted model, not a curated record.